Messenger RNA from Calliphora vicina (urban bluebottle blowfly), 891 nucleotides. RefSeq lists its product as uncharacterized. Bases 1 to 891 code for a protein of 296 amino acids. The transcript has a single exon. The record is from RefSeq and is a predicted model, not a curated record. NCBI's taxonomy places the organism in Eukaryota, Metazoa, Arthropoda, Insecta, Diptera, Calliphoridae.
AUGGCAACACCAGAUAUCAAUAUUAUCGUCGAAAAUUUGUCGUCCUCAGCAUCAACAAACAUUUCUAAUUUAAAAUGCUCACCAGAACGUUCAUAUUCUGACAACAUUUCCAGAUCGUCCUCGUUCCCUACGGCAACACCAGACGCAUCUCCAAAAAAGUUUACAUCAGUGAAACUUAUACCCGCGGUCAAUAGUGACGGUGAAAUUUUGUCCUCAGCAUCAACAACAAACGUUUCUGAUUCCAAAUGCUCACCAGAACAUAAAUAUUCUGACAACAUUUCCAGUUCGUCCUCGUCCCCUACGGCAACACCAGACGCAUCUCCAAAAAAGAUUACAUCAGUGAAACUUAUACCCGCGGUCAAUAAUGACGGUGAAAAUUUGUCCUCAGCAUCAACAACAAACGUUUCUGAUUCCAAAUGCUCACCAGAACAUAAAAAUUCUGACAACAUUUCCAGUUCGUCCUCUUCCCAUAUGGCAACACCAGAUGUCUAUAAUGUCGGUGAAAAUUUGUUCUCUGCAGUAUCAACACCAAUCGUAUCUGAAUCCAAAUGCUUACCAGUGUGUACAUUUUCUGACAAGAUUUCCAGUUCGUCCUCGUCCCAUACGGCAACACACGAUUUCGGUGAAAAUUUGUUCUCCGCAGUAUCAACAUCAAUCGUUUCUGACUCCAAAUGCUCAUCAGAGCGUAAAUAUUCUGAUAGUAUUUACAGCUCGUCCCCUUCGGCAACACCAGAUGUAUCACCAAGAAAGAUUUCAUCAGUGAAACUUAUAAGGGCUUUCAAUAAUGCCGGUGAAAAUUUGACCUAUUUGUCCUUGUCACCUACAGCUACAGAUGAAUCAAGUUUAUCCUCCGCAGUAUUAACACCUAACGUACGUACAUAUAUAUUCUGA